This is a messenger RNA of Piliocolobus tephrosceles (Ugandan red Colobus), 584 nucleotides long. Its product is annotated as E3 ubiquitin-protein ligase HERC2-like. Lineage: Eukaryota; Metazoa; Chordata; Mammalia; Primates; Cercopithecidae. Bases 256 to 534 code for a protein of 92 amino acids. The record is from RefSeq and is a predicted model, not a curated record. The transcript is spliced from 2 exons. Gene Ontology annotation, molecular function: ubiquitin-protein transferase activity.
GUUAGUUUGAAGCACUUGACUGAACUGUGAAUUCUUUGUUCGGCUCCUUGGGUGAAGUACUCUCUCGUUGCUCCUCUUCUGUCUUGGUGUGUGCUGUGUACUUGCAGCCUCGAGAUGCACUUGAGGCUGACCCUGGCUCCUGCUUGACAGAGGGUGCUGGGUGGACUGGGAUCUGGGGUGGAGACGAGCCCUGAGUCAACACAUGGGCUUUCUUUUUCUCCUUAAAAGGUUGAUAAAGAUUUUAUUCCUGGACUCAUGUACAUCCAAGACAACGAAGCCACCUCGGAGGAGUUUGAGGCCAUGAGCCUGCCCUUCACGGUGCCGAGCGCCAGCGGCCAGGAUAUCCAGCUGAGCUCCAAGCACACACACAUCACCCUGGACAAUCGCGCGGAGUACGUGCGGCUGGCGAUAAACUACAGACCCCAUGAAUUUGAUGAGCAGGUGGCUGCUGUUCGGGAAGGGAUGGCCCGCGUUGUGCCUGUCCCCCUCCUCUCACUGUUCACCGGCUACGAGCUGGAGACAAUGGUAUGCUGACCCCCAGGUGGGGCUGCCUUUCAGCUGCCUUUUGCCUGCUGACCCACAAA